Molecule: messenger RNA, 2062 nt
Organism: Durio zibethinus
Lineage: Eukaryota; Viridiplantae; Streptophyta; Magnoliopsida; Malvales; Malvaceae
Source: RefSeq, a predicted model, not a curated record
AAGUCAACAAAAACUGUCUUAUCUAAUUAGAGAAAACUCCUAGUAUUAUUAAAGCAUAACCAGCGUCCAUCAAAAUCACCAACUCCCAACGCCCAAUCACCAAAGUGUGAACGAGGUUUUUGCUAUCGUGUCUUGCCUUACUUGGCAAUCCCUAUCAAUGUCGUUACUUUCAAUAUCUCUUUCACUCGUUUCUGUUAAUGCCAAACAUUUUGUUUCCACCUAUUUAUCAAUUCCUUUAUACAGUCAAAUUUUACAACCCAAUUCUUACACCCUUUGAUGAUAAAUGGAUCUUCACGUUUCCCAAUUGUGUCUGCUCCACCAUCCUUCAAGGGGCUUUCUUACUGAAUUUUCUUCAACCAAACCAUGCUUUUUUCAGCAUACUAGCUGCUGGGAACCUAGGUUAGGAUUGUAGAUUAAAUUUAACGUUCUCAAUUUGUUAGGAUUGAAUAAGAGAUCUGGUUUAUAUGGGUUCAGGUGUGUAGCUACAAGAUCUUGAAUUGGUAUCUGGCGUUUGCUAUGAGUUGCAGGUGCUUUGGUUUGUUUGAUUGGUUCAAAGGAAGGAAUAGCCGUGACCAGACACAAGCUCAAGAGUUUGCCACCGACAAUAUAAGGCUCUUUUCUUAUAAUUCGUUGAGAUCAGCAACAUCAGAUUUCCAUCCGUCAAACAGGAUCGGUGGAGGUGGUUUUGGAGUUGUCUAUAGGGGAGUUUUGAGGGACGGUACUCCGGCAGCCAUUAAGACUCUCUCUGCAGAGUCUAAGCAAGGAUUGCGUGAAUUUGUGACAGAGAUUGAUAUGAUAUCAAACAUACGACAUCCAAACCUUGUUGAACUAAUUGGUUGUUGCGUUGAUGACAAUCAUCGGGUCUUAGUUUAUGAAUAUCUGGAGAAUAACAGCCUUGCCAGUGUUCUACUCAGUCCGAGAAGUAAAUAUAUUGCUCUGGAUUGGCCUACGAGAGCUGCUAUUUGCUUAGGUACAGCUUCUGGUCUUGCAUUUCUUCAUUAUGAAGCGGUACCACAUAUUGUCCACAGGGAUAUUAAAGCUAGUAAUAUACUUCUUGAUGGAAAUUUUCAUCCUAAAAUUGGGGAUUUCGGGCUAGCUAAGCUUUUCCCGGACAAUGUCACUCAUAUCAGCACUGCAGUAGCUGGAACAGUUGGAUAUUUGGCCCCGGAGUAUGCCCUUUUAGGACAGCUAACCAUGAAGGCAGAUGUAUACAGCUUUGGGGUGCUCUUGCUUGAAAUAGUUAGUGGUAGAAGUAGUAGUAAGGCAGGAUUUGGAGCGGAAUUAAUGCUUCUGGUUGAAUGGACGUGGAAACUCAAAGAAGAAGAAAGGCUUCUAGAUAUUGUUGAUCCAGAACUGACCCGAUAUCCAGAAGAUGAGGUGAUGCGGUUCAUCAAGGUUGCCCUCUUUUGCACACAAGCAGCUGCACACCAAAGACCUACUAUGAAGCAAGUGGUGCAAAUGCUUUCUAAAGAUGUGCACCUUAAUGAGAAGGUGCUAACCGAGCCAGGCGUUUAUAAGGGGCACACCUCUCCUCACUUGGGGGUUGGUAGUUCAGAGACAUCAUCGUCUUUGAAGACCAAAGGCAAGCAAUCGGUUGAUCCUUCUUCCUCAACCAACAUUUUUAGCUCUCACGGAAUCCCAGCAGGUAGUGACCAGAAGUUCAAAGGUAUUGAUUCCAUGUCCAUAGCACCCAUUCGUGAUUUGUGUAAUUAAUGAGAAAUUAGUGUAUCCAAAAUUGGUCAUCACUCAUCAAGGCAAGUGCUAAUCGGGAAAUUUUAUUAUUUUGUUUUCUUUUAUUUUUUUUCCAAUUUGAACAAGUUAAAAAGAUGCAAAGAGAAUUUGAAACUAGUCCGGGCUCGGCGAAGAUAUACCAUAAAUGAACAAGGAGGCUAUCUGGUUGAGCAUGGGAAGGAGCAUAUUCGAGCCCACUGGCUUAAAAACUAGUAAUUUCCAUUUCCGGGUACUGUUUUUCAAUGUCGUUGUGGCAGAGGGGUGGGGGGGAAGAAGUUCUGCACCCGACGGAAGGAACAGUAGCUCAACUUAUAACCUCCAUGGAAAGCAU